AAUUAAACGUAUUGCUGUUAAUAUUGUAGAUAUCCGUAAUAUCUCGUAUCUAAUAAAGGAGAAUGACAGUCUGAAACAGCUGGCACUGCGGUUCUGCAGCUCGAUUAGCUCAGUAUUGGUGGUUUCUGAAUGCACUAAAAGAAUCAGUCGAUAUGAAACAGAAAUAAACUGAAAGUUGUGGGUUUGUUUGGCUUCCGUGUGUGCUGUCCUGUGUAAAAUGUUCAGUUAAACAGUACCCGGAAAUUAAUGAGCCUCGAGGCAUUUAGUGUCUCUGAAGGGAGGCGCUGCUCCGCGAUCAUUGUCAAACUGCGUUUCUCCGGCGCUCCAACUCCAAGUUAGUGUUUAUGAGAUAUUUCAUUUUACUGUGACGGGACUGCGCGACAGAGGACAGACACAUAACGAAGAAACCAUCAGGAUCCAGAACAUCUGGACGCAUACUCAACAACAAAAAUCAAUACACCAGUGCAAGAAUGGCUCUAAACAACAUAACAACGUUUAAUAAAACGGAGUGUCCAUCAAUUGAUGACUUCCGUAACCAAAUCUAUUCUACAGUAUACUCCAUCAUCACCGUGUUCGGCCUGAUGGGAAACGGCUUUGCACUUUACGUGCUCCUUCGUACCUAUCGUCAGACCUCAGCCUUCCACAUCUACAUGCUCAACCUGGCCGUAUCAGACCUGCUGUGUGUCAGCACUCUGCCCCUACGGGUGCUCUACUACAUCAACAAAGGCCAGUGGAACCUGGGCGACUUUCUCUGCCGGCUGAGUUCCUACGCGCUGUACGUGAACCUCUACUGCAGUGUCUUCUUCAUGAUGGCUAUGAGUUUUACCCGCUUCCUAGCAAUCGUGUUUCCCGUGCAGAACCUGAGGCUAGCCACUGAGAAGAAGGCGUGGAUCGUAUGCGUGGGCAUUUGGGUCUUCAUUUGCACCACCAGCUCACCCUUCCUCCUCUCUGGUCAGCAUACUGAUCCAAAGACAAACAAAACCAAGUGUUUUGAACCACCAGAAAGGUCAGGCAGCCUAGAAAAGCUAGUCAUGCUGAAUUACUUUUCCCUGGUGGUGGGUUUUAUUAUUCCCUUCCUGGUCAUCUUGCUGUGUUAUGCAGGCAUCUUGCGCACUCUACUCAGAAACAGUAACGGUGUGAACAAGCAGCGUUACACGCGUAACAAGGCCAUUCGGAUGAUCAUUGUGGUGAUGCUGGCUUUCUUGGUCAGUUUUAUGCCCUAUCAUAUUCAACGCACGCUGCAUCUCCACUUUAAAACCCGCAAAGAUACUACCUGCGAGGAGGUCAUCUAUAUGCAGAAGUCUGUGGUCAUCACCCUCUGCCUGGCUGCUGCCAACUCAUGCUUUGACCCAAUGCUCUACUUUUUCUCUGGAGAGAACUUUCGACACCGCCUAUCCACCUUCCGCAGGGCUUCUGGAAACAUGUCUUUAACUCAUAAAGGACGCCAUGCUCUCCGAAGCUCCCCGCCUGUGGAGGAGAGUGAACUGCAGUGCUGUAAUGGUUCAGACAAACUUGGGUAGAGGGAAUGAAAAUGAAGGAGCAGAAGCAGAUUUCAAAGAAAAAGAAAGCUUAUUCUUCUAAAUAGUAUUAUGAUAAUAAUAGUAAUUAGAGAUUCCUAUGUACUACAUUCCAGUAUUAAAAAUCUGAAAAUCUGCUCUAGAUCUUGUGCAUGACUUAGAUUAAUAUACAUUUCAAGAAAUAUGGGAAAAUAUUUGCUGUUAAAGACAUAUACUUGGGAUAUAACGUUUUUCAAAACGCACUUCAUAAUGCUGAUAACUGAACCCCCAGUGGUUAUUGGAUGUGUUUUGGUAUUCAUUAUUUAACAAUAUAAAAGAACACUUGAUAUAUAAACAGAGUUCUUAAUAUAUAAAUAUAUAAAGGUUCUGCAUACAAUGUGUAUUCAUUGUGAAAUAUGUUCUUAUGAUAGCGUUUUGGUAUGUAUCAAUGUAAAUGCAUAUUUUAUUGUAAAUAAUGUAUUUUGAAAACAAAUGUAGGACCUUAGAGCAAAUCAGGUAGAGAUGACAUUAAAACUGUACAGAAAAAGAGCAAGAAGAAAAAUUGAUCAAUUUGAUCCAUUGAAUCAAUCCAGAGACCCGGCCAACGUGGCACCAGUGAGUCUGAGCUAACUAGUCCUCGUCCAUGGAUGAUCAUAUCAGUUAGGAAAACCCCCUCUAACGUUGUUAACUUUAGGCAGUUAACCCAAGACAAAUGGGUCCGAAGAUGGUACAUUUAAAGGCUUUAUCAGAAUGUAUUUGAUUUGUUCAUGAUAGUUGCUUGUAGUCUGUAAUGAUGAGAUUUUUUUGUGAGUUUGCUGUCAUAGGUUUGUAUUUUUUUAAAAAACUGUGUUGUUUAUUUUUUCUCAGUGCAUAUUUUAAUAUUCAUUUGUCUUUAUAAUGAGUGUGUUGAAGGUCUGUGCAUUAUUUGUUGUUUUCUUCCCUCCCAACCUCCUCACUUUUUUUUUUUCAAAUCUGAGGUGUGGACGACCAGUGAUAAAACAAUCAUGACACUUUAGGACAGAGGGGUGUUAUUCCCCCCCCAAAAUCAUAUGACUGAGAACAUGUUGAUUAAUGUGAGGGGCGGAGAACAGUUAACUACUAAAAGCUAAAUACAAUGUCUAAUUGGUCAAAAAACCCUUUGGGGUUGGUCAACCAAAUUCAUGACGUGAACUAGUCAGAGAAAUCAAGCCUAAUCCGAAUCUAAUCCAGGGGCCGCACAUCCUAAAUUGUGAUUGUAUUGUAACGGUCUAAACGUUACCAGGUUUUUUAUUGUAUUUUUUUUCCUGUUUAUUGAAUUAAGAGGUAUCUGGGUCAAGGGUAAGUCCACUAGGAGCCGCUUGAGGGCGCUAGUGCACAAUCGCUACCAGAUAUAAGCCCUAGUCACGUACGAGCAAGUUAGGUCGUUUGGUAGAGGGAAACUGCAUGAAUGGUUGAACUGACGCUACCUUUAUCUACUCAUGUUAAUGUCCUGUUUUGAGAACUCUUUGAGAGUUUACAAGAGUUUGUUUGGUGAAGAGGUUUUAAUUUUCAGUACCGAUUGACAUUCUGUAAUACCUCCCCUUUUAAAAGAUAUUACUCUGAGGGGGUUCAACAGAAAGUCAAUCGGUACUGAAAAUUAAAACCUCUUCAUGCAGUUUCCCUCUACCUAAUGACCUAACUUGCUCGUACGUGACUAGGGCUUAUAUCUGGUAGCUAUUUGCACUAGCGCCCUCAAGCGGCUCCUAGUGGACUUACCCUUGACCCAGAUACCUCUUAAUUCAAUAAACAGGAAAAAAAAAAUACAAUAAAAAACCUGGUAACGUUUAGACCGUUACAGUAUGUACAUGUAUCUCCACCCCGUCUCCUCCCCAAAAUAAGCUUACAACGCCUAGUUUUACUAUGCAUAACCUCAUCUGCAUAUCAUUCCCAUAUGCAUAUUCCCAUCCACGUGAUACCAUGUUAACAGUACAUGGCAUUUGCACAAUAUAUGACAUCUUUUCUUUUGUGCAUUGAGAGUUGAAACUUGCCCGGACAAACAUGGCGGCGCGUUUCACUUGCGUUCCUAUACGUAGGUGUAGCAUAAGUUCCAGUGAGAACAUGCUAGUCUUGCGAGAACCAAGAUUUGUUUACAGUAAAAGAAAGCCACGUGAAGAAGUGAAUUGUUUGAGCUGUACUCUACAUUUUAUUAGUCUUAAAAUGGUGCGUUCGUGUCUCUAUCCGGAAUGCCUCAACAUCGCUAAAGCAUUAAGAUUACGUGCGCUGACAUCAAAGGGAGAUGCUCCAUUAACAUUCCGCAGAUUCCCUGUAAAUGAUCCUGAGCGAAUGAAGCUAUGGCUGCUCGCUAUUCGCCGGGAUGUAAAUACACCCGUGGAUAAAGUCUAUAAACGCGUGCUGUGCAGUGAACACUUCUGCUCCGAGGAUUACGAGCCGAAGAAGACGGGAAAGCCAAGACAACUUCUGAAAUCAGCUGUGCCUGUUUCUGAGAACACAACAAGGUAUCCUGUUCCAGCUCAGCCAGGUCUGUAUUGCCCAGCCGCAGGCGAAGAUGAGGACACAAAAUCAACUCCAGAGACAGGACUGCUGCUGACGGUCACGAGUCCAGAAGCAGGGGCCAGGAAGACCCGUCCAUCUACAUCUGGGACAUACAUUGCCUUCCCCCCCAUACGUUCAUACCAAUCAGAUGAGCCAGCCCAGACUCAACCAAAGUCUGAAGAAAAUGGUCUGGACAUCAGCAUGCUUCCGUUAGAUUGUCCUUCAGCAAGGACACAAGGUUUGUUCCUACAAGAUCGACAUCGACCUCAACUACAACUACAAAGGAAGACAGAGAAGAUGAGAUGUGGAAAGAAAGAAAAUGGGUUGUGAAUGAGUCCAAUCUGAUGGAGUUGUUUAAGAGAUGUCAGGAAUGUGGAGCAGUAAUCACCAAAACCAAAAAAAUAUCCUCAGGCAGCCUCAUCCAAGUACAGUGGGAAUGUGAAAAAGGACAUCAGGGGCAGUGGAAGUCUUGUGCAGAUGUUCGGGGAAUGCCAAUCUUCUUGUAUCAGCAAAUGUUCUUUUCACUGGAGCCACGUACACCGACGUUACUGAAUGGGCUUCAUUAAUGAACUUACAGGUGCCAAAGAAAACAACGUUCUGUGCAGUGCAUCAUCUGCUGCUGAAGCUGCAUACAGAGAAAAGCAGACCACCAUUUUAGAUCAGUUACACAUUCAAAAUGUACUCCAGAAUGGAGAUGGGAGUUCAAACGGGUGACAUCUAGCUCAGUGUGGAGCCCAAUGGUCUUAAAAGGGCUUAAAGAAAAUUCUGGAGAAAGAAAUCAAAGUAGAUGUGCUGACCACAGAUAGAUCACCGUCUGCAGGUGGAUUAUCUGUUCAUUCAACAUGAGUUUGACAUUUGACAUGUGAUAAAUGUCUCAUGACCAAAUACUUUUUACAAAUUAAAGAACUUUUUUUUUUAAAUUAUGUGUC
Molecule: messenger RNA, 4936 nt
Organism: Ctenopharyngodon idella (grass carp)
Lineage: Eukaryota; Metazoa; Chordata; Actinopteri; Cypriniformes; Xenocyprididae
Gene: cysltr1
Product: cysteinyl leukotriene receptor 1
Exons: 6
Coding region: 471-1520 (349 amino acids)
Biological process (GO): G protein-coupled receptor signaling pathway
Cellular component (GO): plasma membrane
Molecular function (GO): leukotriene receptor activity
Source: RefSeq, a predicted model, not a curated record